UCGAGAUUCUUUUUACAACUCCAUGCGCUACACACGUAACGAUAGCCUGCGCUGUAUAUAUACGGACUCCGAUUGUUUGAACACACAGAUCAGAUCCAAAUUUUAACGCAUCUGCACGAUCCUUAAUAAAUAAGUCCCUAAAAAAUAUCAUCAACAUGGAUUACGAUUUUUCUAACAAAGUAGUGCUGGUAACUGGCGCCAGUUCUGGUAUAGGCGAGUCCACAGCUCUCCUGUUCGCCAAACUUGGAGCGAAGCUGUCGCUGGUGGGAAGAAAUGAAGCUAACUUGCGAGCAGUCGCGGCCGAGUGCGAAAAGCAGAAGGGCGUGAAACCGCUGGCGAUCGUCGCUGACCUGGGGACUGAUGAGGGGGUCCAGAAGACUGCCAAACAGACCCUUGAACAUUUCAAGAGACUGGACGUCUUGGUCAACAACGCUGCCAUCGGCGCCCGCACCAGCAUCCUGCACGAGACAGACAUGAAGGUCUUCGACGACGUGUUCAGGAUCGACGUGCGCGGCGUGUACCUGCUCACCAAGCUGCUGGCGCCAGCCCUCAUCGAGACCAAGGGCAACGUCAUCAAUGUCUCCAGCAUUGCCGGAACUUUCGUCUCCGUCGGCUCUCUACCAUAUGGCAUGGCAAAAGCUGCACUGGACCACUUCACUCGUCUAGUGUCCCUCGAGCUGGCUCCAAAGGGUGUCAGAGUGAACACGGUCAGUCCAGGAAUGACUGUAAAUGUCAUGCGCAAGCGUGCCCUGUGCGCCACCGACAUCGACGAUGAGUUUAAACAGUGGAUGGAAGGUGCAAAGAAAAACAUUCCUAUGGGAGAGCCGUGUGUGGGAGACGACAUCGCCAGGAUGGUGGUGCACAUCGCCAGCGAGCACAGCAGGCUGGUCACUGGCACCAUCGUGGAGGUGGACGGGGGGCUGAGGUUCAACAACAUGUCGGACGCACUCGUCACACAUGUUAAAUGAUUCUAGAUCUAAAUAAAUUAAAAAGUCUGAGUUAAGUAAUUGUAGGGUUCAGUAAGGCAACGCACACUAACGUAAGCGUUGCUUAUAUAAACUAUUGUCACGCGCUUAGCGUUCGCUGUUGUUAUACACUAAUCGUAGAUGUAACACCUCUGUAUGUGACCUAGUGAAUAAACGAUUUAUGUGA
Spodoptera frugiperda (fall armyworm) is the source of this 1152-nucleotide messenger RNA. RefSeq lists its product as uncharacterized. NCBI's taxonomy places the organism in Eukaryota, Metazoa, Arthropoda, Insecta, Lepidoptera, Noctuidae. Gene Ontology annotation, molecular function: oxidoreductase activity. Bases 156 to 968 code for a protein of 270 amino acids. The transcript is spliced from 4 exons. The record is from RefSeq and is a predicted model, not a curated record.